AUGGACAAAAACAUGGAUUCUCCGACGGCUGCAAGUCCUCUGCCAGAGCCUGAGGGCCAAGAUAAUGAGACCGACUACUCAAGUAUUAGAGGAAAGAUGAUAUUAGUGAGUCCCACAGCUGAUGAGUAUGAUUUACUCCGCAAACAGUUAUUAGAGAGGCUAGAGGCAGGCAAUGGGGAAAUUAUUUAUGACAUAGGACAUGGAGAGGAUGGACGAGGUCUCACAGAAGAUGAAUACAGUGCAUCAGUGGCAACGCUGCAGUCUCUAGUAAGUGGCGAGCGCAUAUCUUGUGUGGAACUGCGGCGGUGGGACUGUGGCACUGGCCUCACUGGCCAGUACCUGCUACGCACUGAGCUGGACCAUAAUGAUUUUAUGGAGAUUAGAGUGGCAGUAGUGGGCAACGUGGACGCGGGCAAGUCCACGCUGCUGGGCGUGCUGACGCACGGCGAGCUGGACAACGGGCGCGGGUACGCGCGCCAGCGGCUCUUCCGACACAAGCACGAGGCCGAGAGCGGCCGCACCAGCUCCGUGGGCAACGACAUAUUGGGCUUUGAUAGUAUAGGUAACGUAGUGAACAAGCCCGAGCACGGCGCGCUGGACUGGGUGAAGAUCUGCGAGAAGUCGUCCAAGGUGAUCACGUUCAUCGACCUCGCGGGCCACGAGCGCUACCUCAAGACCACCGUGUUCGGCAUGACCGGCCACGCGCCCGACUUCGGCAUGCUCAUGAUCGGAGCUAAUGCGGGCAUAGUGGGCAUGACGAAGGAGCACCUGGGGCUGGCUCUGGCGCUGGCCGUGCCCGUGUUCGUGGUGGUCACCAAGAUAGACAUGUGUCCGCCAAACGUGCUGCAGGAUAAUCUGAAGCUACUCAUCAGGAUCCUUAAGUCGUCCGGCUGCCGCAAGGUGCCAGUGAUGGUGAAGACCAAGGAUGACGUCAUCGUCAGCGCCACCAACUUUGUGUCGCAACGACUAUGCCCAAUCUUCCAAGUGUCGAACGUGACUGGCGAGAACCUGGAGCUGCUGACGAUGUUCCUCAACCUGCUGAAGACGCGCAUGCCGUCGCAGGACGACAAGCCCGCGGAGUUCCAGAUAGACGAUACCUACUCGGUGCCCGGCGUGGGCACGGUGGUGUCGGGCACCACGCUGGCCGGCGUCAUCCGCCUCAACGACACGCUGCUGCUGGGCCCCGACCCGCUCGGCCGCUUCACGCCCAUCACCGUCAAGAGCAUCCACCGCAAGCGCAUGGCCGUCGCCGAGGUGCGCGGCGGACAGACCGCCAGCUUCGCGCUCAAGAAGAUCAAGCGGUCGGCGAUCCGCAAGGGCAUGGUGAUGGUGUCGCCGGCGCUGGAGCCGCAGGCGUGCUGGCAGUUCGAGGGCGAGAUCCUCGUGCUGCACCACCCCACCACCAUCUCCUCGCGCUACCAGGCCAUGGUGCACUGCGGCAGCAUCCGGCAGACGGCGUCCAUCCUGUCGAUGUCGCGCGAGUGCCUGCGCACCGGCGACAAGGCGCUCGUGCGCUUCCGCUUCAUCAAGCACCCCGAGUACCUCAAGCGCGGCCAGCGCAUGGUGUUCCGCGAGGGGCGCACCAAGGCGGUGGGUAACGUGCUGCGGCCCGAGCCCGCCGCCGGAGCCGCGCGCGCCGCGCCCGCGCGCCCCGCCCGCCACGCCGCGCGCGCGCCCGCGCCCGCCACCCUCGCCACACCCGCGCCUGACGCGCACGCGCAGACGCAGGAGAGUGACGUGACGGCGGUGGACUCGCCCUUCGAGGUGCAGAGCGACAAGCGCGCGCCGGCGCGGCGCCGCAAGCGUCACGACAAGCCCCCUCCCGCGCCCGCGCCCGCACCCCUCGCCGCCAAC
This is a messenger RNA of Brenthis ino (lesser marbled fritillary), 1854 nucleotides long. Lineage: Eukaryota; Metazoa; Arthropoda; Insecta; Lepidoptera; Nymphalidae. The record is from the annotation of a GenBank genome assembly.